Strongylus vulgaris is the source of this 848-nucleotide messenger RNA. The record is from the annotation of a GenBank genome assembly. NCBI's taxonomy places the organism in Eukaryota, Metazoa, Nematoda, Chromadorea, Rhabditida, Strongylidae.
AUGAAAGGCGCUCUUCACCGAGUGAAUUCUACAAUAGAAGACCUCAGAUUUGAUUCUGCUAGAGGUAUCAUUGAAUGGGCAGAGCCUAAAGGCUCCUUGAACCCGUACGAGAUAACAGUCGUGUCCAAUUCUUUGUCGGGUGAAAGCAGUAUUUCGUGGAAUGUUAGCGUUGAACCUUCCUACAUCGCCGAAGUAAACUCGGUCUCAAAAAUCGACGAAAGAAGUGAAAUGAGAAUUGUUGGACGAGUACGAGGAAUAGCGGAAAAUCUCUCUGUCCCUGUGAAAAUUUGGAUCAAAGAGAAGGAUGAAGAAAAGCCUACGGAAAUAGUUAUACGCUCAAAUGGAACGAGAUUCACUUACGACUACAUACCCCAAACAUCUGGCGAAUUUACCGUUGUCGCAUCACAUCCUGGACUCUUUCCAACCUCUGGUGGCGUGGGAUUCACAAUUCCACCUCUGGAAUUGGCUGUUGACGAAAGUGAAAAAGGUCCAAUUGUACAUAACGCAGAACAUUGCGAUGCGACUAUGCUCCGCCCAAAGAACGGGACAGUCCGCAUUGAGCAAUCCGGAAGCGAUAUCAGGAUGAUUGAGGAUGUUGAAGAUUGGCACGAUGAGACAGUAUCAUUAUUGCGAUGUGACGGGAAACGCGAAUUGUGGAGGUACGUAAUUGCAGAAUUUAGCCUAUAUCCUUUGCUUCUCAUAAUACAACAGCUAAAAUAUCCACAAUGGCAGCCACUACUCAUUUCUGGAACUCCUUCUAUGUAUCUUGUCAUCUAUACUGUAUUUCGACAUCUACAGUACUCCUACCGUAGUUACACCGUUUCCGCCAAGAUAUUCAUUAUUUAGAG